GGGAGGUGUUGGUCCUUCUAGUACGCAAUGCGUAAGCAGUCAACCGGGUCGAGAAGAGUCGAGAUUUAUGUCUAGCGUACAUCAGUUGUCCAUCACAUCGAUAAACGUUCCGGAGUGCAAACCAGCUGAGGAGGAUGAUAUUCAUCGACACUCAUUCGAGAUGUGGAGAGAUCUUCUGAUGGAUUCAAUGAAGUUAGCUGGGAUAGAAGAUGAAACAACAAAAUUUACCGUUUUCAAAGUGAAAGCAGGACCAAGAUUGUUGGAGAUUUUCAAGAGUACAAAAUCUGACCCUAGUGCCCCAGAUCAAUUGGAAAGGCCGUUCUCCAAUGCCUUGUACAGACUGAAAUCAUAUUUCGGCUCAGGGUCAGAUGUAAUGUUACAAAGACGGAAACUCGCUUUAAUGUUUCAGAAAGCUGAAGAAACAGAUUUAACAUUCAUAAACCGAGUAGGAGCAACGGCGCGAAUGUGUGACUUUGAUGAGGAUAAGGAAUUCGAGCAAAUUGUCGGCACCAUCGCAGAACAUGCCCACAAUAAGGAAGUUCGUGCUACCGCUCUAAAGAUGCUCAGCAGAAAAGGAACAUUUACCGAUUUGGUAGACAAAGUACGCGAGAUAGAAGCAAUUCGGCUCAAUGAAGAAUUUUUUAAGCGUAAACAUGGAAAUUCAGAACAAGCCGUCUUAGCACCGGUUUCCGCCGAUUUCCCACGCCGAAGUAUUCAACGGAAAUUUGUGCAUCGUUCCAAUAUAGGAGGAAACCAUCAUCAGCGCGGUAAUCAGAGAUUUCACCCUUUUAACGGCUCGGGAGAAAACUUUCGCAGAUUCGGAGUAGAUAAUAGACGUCGCGGAGGCAAUAUAAGUAUAGGUAUGUCACGCCAACGCAAGUGUUGGAGAUGUGACAGUGCCUUCCAUUCGCCGGCCGAUUGCAGAGCCAUCGAUAAAGUAUGCCAUAGUUGCGGCCGUAUUGGGCACCUUCAGAGGGCGUGUCGUUCAUCGAAUCUCCGUGAUGCUAAGAGCCCAACUGGAAAGGAUAGUCAGUCUCAAGAACCAGCUGCAAAAUUAAUUGCAUAUGUUGAAAAGGAAGAAUCAAAUGAUUCAGUUGCGGAAAAUAGUCAUGUGGAGUAUUGCAUGCCUGCGCAAUUGGCAACUGUAAUGGAACAAAGUAAAGGCGGACUCAUAUCAGCUACCGUAGCAGGUAUGCCUUGUCAAUUUUUGAUUGAUUCUGGGGCGCAAGUCAAUACGUUCACGGAAGAUUUAUUCAUUAAACUAAAAAAGGAUCAGUUCCAUAAAAACGAAAUAUUCAACAUACAAGAUAAAUCUGAUCGAACCCUUAAACCAUACGCGUCAUGCAAUGUCAUCAAGGUAUUAGCGACAUUUGAAGCUUUUUUGCAUAUUACGGAUAACAGACCGGUAUUGCUCGAGAAAUUUUACGUUGUAAGAGAGAUUCGGUCACUUCUCAGUAGAGCAACAGCAACUAGAUAUAGCGUAUUGCUCCUAGGUCUUAGCGUACCAGUUACAGAUGAGGGAUCAAUGCUUAACAUAGAAGUAAAUCCAGUUGCGAUUGCACCCAUAACUGAUCAAGAGAGUUUCCCUAAAUUGAAUAUUCCUCCUGUGAAGAUUAGCUACAAUAAAUCGAUAGCGCCAUGUAGGAAUAUCUUCAUGAAUAUACCUAUAGCGGUUACACCACUUGCGAAAGAACGACUUCAUCAAUUGAUCUCGACGGAUAUCAUUGAACCGGUUGUAGAGGAAAUGGAUGUAUCGUUUUGUUCAUCCAUGCUUGUAAUUCCUAAAGGUAAUAAAAAAAGUUCAUUUAAUAUAGUUUCCAAAUCCAGACGUUAAAAAAAAUCUUUGCGUGGUUUCAGGCAAAAACGAUAUUAGACUCGUCAUUGAUCUUAGAGGACCCAAUAAAUAUAUUUAUCGAACGCCUUUCACCAUGCCCACGCUGGAUAGUAUUCUCGCGGAUCUAAACGGAGCUCGUUGGUUCUCAACUAUUGAUCUUACCAACGCUUUUUUCCACAUCGAGCUAGAUGAAGAAUCUCACCAUUUGACCACUUUCUGUACAGAAUUUGGAAUGUUUCGCUGUGUUCGGCUGCCUUUCGGACUGUGUAACGCACCGGACAUAUUCCAGGAAGUUCUGCAGCGAAAAAUACUAAUGGGAUGCAAGGGUGUGCGUAAUUAUUUAGACGACAUCCUUGUAUACGGCAAAACAAAAGAGGAACACGACGAGAAUUUGGCGCUUGUAAUGGAACGACUUCGUGAGCAUAAUGUGAAACUGAACAUGUCCAAAUGUGUGUUUGGAAGUCAAUCAGUGAAGUUUCUGGGGUUUGUUUUAACUGAUCGCGGCUGGAAAGUUGAGGAUGGAAAAAUAAGCGCAAUCAGAGAUUUUAGACGACCUGUGAGUUGUGCUGAAGUCAAGAGCUUCUUAGGAUUAGUAACGUUCGCUGAUCGAUUUAUUUUUAAACGUGCUGAUAAAACUGAACAUCUGCGAGCACUGGCUAAUGGAGAUCGUUUCUACUGGACUAAUAAUGAAGAAAAAGAAUUUGAAUUCCUGCGCAACGAUGCAUUAAAGUCAAUCAAAAGGCUAGGCUAUUACGACCCAGACGACCAAACAGAGCUACUUGUGGAUGCCUCUCCUAUUGGUUUAGGGGAUGUGCUCAUACAAUUUAAUAAAUCAUCAAUACCCCGAAUAAUAGCUUGCGCUUCCAAAGCCCUCACGGUCACUGAGCAGCGAUACCCCCAAACGCACAAAGAAGCCUUAGCAGUCGUGUGGGGAGUGGAACGAUUCUCUUCGUACCUCCUUAGUAAAAAAUUUGUCAUUCGAACCGAUUCUGAAGCAAAUGAAUUCAUUUUCAAUAGCAAUCACAGACUUGGUAAACGGGCUGUCUCACGAGCCGAAACGUGGGCCCUACGUUUGCAACCAUAUGAUUUUUCUAUCAAACGAGUUCCGGGAGAACAAAAUAUUGCAGAUGCGCUUUACAGAUUAAUCCACAAAUCUCAAGAAGCAAUACCAUUUGAAACCGAUAACGACAGCCAUUUCUUAUACGCUCUUGAUCCAGGAUGCAUGGAACUAACAUGGCAAGAGAUUGAAACAGCUGCAGAACAAGAUAUAGAGAUACAGAUGGUUCGCAUGGCUCUACAAACUGACACUUGGCAUGAAAAGUUAUUAAAGUAC
Molecule: messenger RNA, 3167 nt
Organism: Topomyia yanbarensis
Lineage: Eukaryota; Metazoa; Arthropoda; Insecta; Diptera; Culicidae
Exons: 2
Coding region: 68-1834 (588 amino acids)
Biological process (GO): proteolysis
Molecular function (GO): nucleic acid binding; aspartic-type endopeptidase activity; zinc ion binding
Source: RefSeq, a predicted model, not a curated record